UUUUUUUUCCCUUCUUUCACUACACUAGAUAGAGUCAAAGAAAGGAAAGGAAAGCGACUAAACAGAUCCUGAAUAUCUCGUCACAAAAUCUGUUUUGUAAUCUGAAGUGAACAACACAAACCCAAAACAAAGAAAGAUGCUUCCACUAAAGCUGGUUCGUUCUCUAAUCUUAGGUGAAACCAUUAACCAAAACCCUCACUUUCUAAAUCAUGUUAAUGAUGAUGAUGAUGAUAAACAAGAACAACCCAAAGAAACAAGAUUCAAGAAAAGACCUGGUCUUUUAUUCCUCCCAACCCAAGAAAUCAUAACAAACACAUAUAAACUUGCAACCAUUGCAAGAGACUUAGGAAUGAAUCUUCACCCAACACCAUCACUUUCUCACAUCAUCUUCUCCAAUCCAUCUUCAACACCUUCAACAUCUUCUUCUUCUCCUUCAACACCAUCCACUUCUUCUUUCUCUGUCUCUUCAGCUUCUUCUUCUCUCUUAAACCACGCCGUUCCCAUUCCUUUUCCUUCUUUUUCCACAACGCCAUUGACACAUCUUCGUUUCUUUGUUACCCUCUUCCCACGCGCCUUCAAGCUUGUUCUUUUCACCUCCGAUGGAGAUUCUGACGCUGUUGGCGUCAGUAACUGGGAUUGUUGUUCUGUUUCGCUAUGUUCUCGGGUUACUGGAAUUCGGGUUGAUACGAUGGAGGGGUUUUGCAGGAUUCUUGCUGGGAAAGGUUGGACCUUUUUUAAAACGAAGGAAAACCCUUCUGUGGAUCACUGUGGUGGAGGUGUUGUAUACCUUUUCAGGAAGGUUGAUGUGAACCGGGUUCGAGUGGGUCGGGUUGGAGCACCUGAUGGGGCUUGUAGAGUGAGGGAACUGAGGUUGCCUCAUUUGGAUUUUGAAAAUGCUCCUUUGAAGAUUUUGCAGUAUAUUUUGUUGAUGACUGAUGAUGUAUUCUGUUUAGCAUGAAACUGAGGUAGAGUCGUGUAUUAAUGGAGAGGACAAAGUGAUUCAGUAUCUUAACCUCGUCAUCUCUUGUGUUGUAUUGGAUUGGAUUCAUAAGAUGAUGAAGGAAGGGUCUUCCAUGGAGAAGGGGGAAACACUGAAAUCCAUUGAUUGUUAAAGAUUUUCCAUUCUAUUGAAUGCACAUGAUUUGCUAUGGAGGUUGGUGCAAUUCCCAUGAUGACAGUAGCAAAGUUGCAUUUAGUUUGUGAUAUUCAAAUCACAUUUGACUGCUGGAGCUACAAUUGAUUCAUGUCACUGUUGAAUUUGAAAGAAGUUAUUGUUAUCAACAAAUCAAGACUGUUCUGUGUCCUGUAGUUGAUGAUGCGGUGCGGGUGCCACUUGAUGUGUUCUUUGAUAUUGUACAGUAGUUGAUUGAAGGCUUAAGAACUGCAAAGAGAUUUUUUAGUUUACUGCACUGCUCUAUGUUCAUAAUCUCACAUAUCCAUGGAUGUUCCUUUAACCGGAAAAGAUGUUGCAUAUCUCAAUACUGUGGAAUGACUGAAUAAUAUACAGUACUGAGUUUUCUGCUGAGUUGAGAUGAAAUACACCCAUUUUGUAUAUUCAUAUGUAGCAGGAGGAGUUAUCCCCAAA
Molecule: messenger RNA, 1585 nt
Organism: Medicago truncatula (barrel medic)
Lineage: Eukaryota; Viridiplantae; Streptophyta; Magnoliopsida; Fabales; Fabaceae
Exons: 2
Coding region: 137-958 (273 amino acids)
Source: RefSeq, a predicted model, not a curated record